GAUAACAUAUAAAGUGAAUUCCGUUUUCCUAUAAUAUAUAAAAGCGAAACAUUUUGCAAAUUGAUUCAGUGUGCAUUUAUUAUUGACUUAAAACAAAUCAAUAACAUGUAUUUAUCGGCACUAAUAUUGGCAUUGGGUGUGUUGGGGGCACAGGCGGACUGGCAGUUGGUCUGGUCCGAUGACUUCAACGGCACUGAGUUGAGUGACGCCGAGUGGAACUACGAGGAAGGCGGCGGAGGUUGGGGUAAUAAUGAGUUGGAGUACUACACGAAACACGUGAAAGACAACGCCCGGGUGGAGGGGGGAUCGCUGACCAUCAACGCCAAAGUGCACGAUCAGGGGGGACGACAGUUCACGUCAGCCCGACUCACAUCCAAGAAGUCGUGGACUUUCGGCAAAUUCGAGGCCAGAGCUAAGCUCCCGAAAGGCAAGAACUUAUGGCCAGCCAUUUGGAUGAUGCCUAAGGCCUCCGUCUACGGCGGAUGGUAU
This is a messenger RNA of Oppiella nova, 489 nucleotides long. NCBI's taxonomy places the organism in Eukaryota, Metazoa, Arthropoda, Arachnida, Sarcoptiformes, Oppiidae. The record is from the annotation of a GenBank genome assembly.